Messenger RNA from Olea europaea var. sylvestris, 462 nucleotides. Its product is annotated as 65-kDa microtubule-associated protein 7-like. The coding region runs from base 1 to 462 and encodes 153 amino acids. The record is from RefSeq and is a predicted model, not a curated record. Lineage: Eukaryota; Viridiplantae; Streptophyta; Magnoliopsida; Lamiales; Oleaceae. The transcript is spliced from 3 exons.
AUGAGUUCAAAAUCUGAUCUAUCAUUCAGCAAGGAUGAACUACGAAAAACAGAAGAAAAGUUCAGACGGCAGAAAGAGCAAGAACAUCAAAGGCAGAGGGACCAGAAGAAGCUUCAAGGACAGUUUAUAGCAGAGAAGGAAGCACUUUUUGGAUCAAAACCGAGUCCAUCACACAGUGGGAAGAAGAAUUCUAGACCUUCAACAGGAGGUGUGACCGAUAAGAGACUUUCUUUAGGAGGGGCAGUUCUUCGAAAUGCAUAUGCAAAGAAAGCUGGUCUCUCGUUGCAUUCUCAUAUGAAGCAGCAAACUUCACCCAGCCAUAACCAAAGUGGUUUUAGCAAUCACUCUCUUGGUAAUAUAACUGUAACCUAUUAUCUAAACCAACAUAAUUACUACUUGAAAAAGACACGUUGGGUUCGAUUAGUCAUCAUAGGUGCAGGAAACUCAAAUACAGUAAACUAA